AUGCACGUCCCAUCGACAAAGGUGCUCAUCCUUUUAAUUCUUCUAUCUAGAGUGAAUGGUGCUAAAGUGAAAAGGAAGCAUUACACGGAUUCGCGUUUUUGUGAUGUGGAUAUUGUAACAGAAAUUGCUGCUUAUGAUACCGCUGUCAAAGAUAUCAUCGAAUAUGUCACGGGCCCGUUCAAGAGGAAGACAUACGACGAUUGCCGUAGUUUGCUAAGCAACGAGUUGCUUGAUGAGAUUGCAUCUUAUAAAGAUGUUAAAGAUGAGAUCAUUAAAUAUGUUACUGAGGGAGAUUUUAAGAGAAAGAGUUAUGACGAGUUGGCAAAAUUUGUGGAUAAAUUUGGAGCACGGCCAUCGGGUUCUAAAGUACUGGAGGAUUCUAUUGAUUACAUGAUUCAGCUAACAAGAGAUGAAGGCAUUACUGAUAUCAUAACUGAAACAGUUGAGGUUCCACAUUGGGUACGUGGUAAUGAAGUCAUAACCAUGCUUGAGCCGCGUGUUAAAAAUAUUGCUUUGUUAGGACUUGGAAGAAGCGUCAGUACACCAGAGGAAGGGAUAACAGCGGAGGUUAUAGUUAUUUCUGAUUUUGAGCAAUUAGAGGCUACACCAGACGAUUAUAUAAAAGGUAAAAUUGUUCUUUACGAUCCACAUUUUACAACGUAUAGUGAAACCGUGAUAUAUAGAUCACAAGGAGCUACCAAAGCCGCUCAAAAAGGGGCCGUAGCAGCUUUGGUGAGAUCAAUUGCACCAUUUUCAAUCAAUUCACCACAUACUGGAUCUCAGACGUAUGAAGGUAAUGUUACAAAAAUCCCAACGGCUGCGAUCACUAUUGAAGACGCCGAUUUAAUAAGAAGAUUUUUUGACCGCGGAGAACCUGUAGAACUAAAUAUUAAAAUGUCUUCAACAUUUGAUACGAAAAUUUCUAGAAACACAAUUAUCGAUUUGAAGGGUACUGAGAAACCUGAGAAACUUGUUAUUGUGUCUGGUCACAUUGAUAGUUGGGAUGUUGGUCAGGGGGCUAUGGACGAUGGCGGUGGUCUAUUCAUUAGUUGGGCGGCACCAGUUAUACUGAAAAAUUUGAAUUUGAAACCUAGAAGAACACUUAGAUCAAUUUUCUGGACAGCUGAGGAAUUGGGAUUAGUAGGCGCAUACGCAUAUGAAGAGAAACAUAGAAAUGAGAGCGCUAAUAUUAACUUUAUAAUGGAGUCUGAUGAAGGAACAUUUGCCCCACUUGGCUUAGCUGUUGCUGGAACCCAAGAAGCAAGAUGCAUUGUGGCUGAAAUUCUGAAAUUAUUCGAAUCGAUUAAUGCAUCUACGUUAGUUGAAGAUGACAAUCCCGGGUCUGACAUUAGUGUAAUAAUAAAAACCGGUGUACCAGGCGCUAGCCUUCAUAAUGCCAACGAAAGAUACUUCUGGUUUCACCACACAGAAGGAGAUGCAAUGAACGUUGAAGAUCCGAAUGAGUUAGAUUUAUGCACUGCGUUUUGGACUGCUGUGGCAUACAUAAUUGCAGAUAUAUCUGUUGAUAUUCCGCGA
This is a messenger RNA of Iphiclides podalirius (scarce swallowtail), 1536 nucleotides long. The record is from the annotation of a GenBank genome assembly. Lineage: Eukaryota; Metazoa; Arthropoda; Insecta; Lepidoptera; Papilionidae.